Molecule: messenger RNA, 1556 nt
Organism: Solanum pennellii
Lineage: Eukaryota; Viridiplantae; Streptophyta; Magnoliopsida; Solanales; Solanaceae
Product: protein SENSITIVITY TO RED LIGHT REDUCED 1-like
Exons: 2
Coding region: 97-1353 (418 amino acids)
Biological process (GO): microtubule-based process
Cellular component (GO): cytoplasm; nucleus
Molecular function (GO): RNA-DNA hybrid ribonuclease activity; nucleic acid binding
Source: RefSeq, a predicted model, not a curated record
GUACUAAGUCCAGAACACGAGAGUGUUGUUGCAUUUUAGCUGUUCCAAAUAUUGUUUAAACUGCUACAGGCCAAAAUUGAUUUGAACCUGGUAAAGAUGAAUUUUGGUGAGAACAUGGAGGCAAAUGUUGAUUUUCACAUACAAGAUGAGGUAGAAAGGAUGCUUAAAGAGAUUGAUUUGGUGAUGAAGAAUGUUGAGAACUCUGAGUUCUAUGCUGGAAUGCACUUGGAUCUCAAACAGAAUGAAACCAUUCAAAAACAUUUCUUUCGCCUUUUAGGCUCCCAUUCACAUGUUCAGGUGGUAGUUUAUGGUUUGGGAAGCAUUGAAUACAGUUUCCAUUCACAAUUUCAUCUUGCUUUUGUUCUACUACUAAAACGGGAUUGUUCUCAUUGGAUUGACAGUAUAGUAAUAUACGAUCCCAACAUGUCUCUAGCUGAUAUCAUAGUUUUCAAAAAACUAGAUCUUGAGGUUCUAACCAUUGAUGAAAAUUGUAAGAGGAGAGUUCAGAGACCAACAAUGUUCUAUAUGCCUGAUCCUUAUUGUUAUCAUAUUGGCAACCUGUUGGGAGCAAACUGGUCUUCAUCAUGUCUAAACCGGAUUUGUUUGCUGACAAACUCAUUUCUCGAUACACUGACCGAUACGCCACGAAGUGGUCCUAAUCUAGAAGCAGUGAUACGCUUAGAGAGAAUUCUUCCCUUCACAACAGAAAUUAAAAUAAAACUUAGUGACAAUACGAUGUAUGCUAAUUUGUUCUCAGGAUUUGCCUGGCAUUUCUUUGAUGUGGAUCCCAACAUUGACAUCGACAAACCGGGAUGGUUUUGGCUGGAUAUUCAAAGGAAUCUUGAAGAAGAAUUUUUGGAAGAUAUGAAAGGCAACAUGACCAGUGAGGAAUUUGCAGAAAUUUGGGGUAUUUAUCGCGGGUUUCGUCGUUUAAGAUGCAACAACGUUCUUCCUCCUCCAGGAUGGACUAAGCUAAACAUCUAUGGUAUUGGUAGAAAGGUUGAUCAGCCAGGACAAUAUGGUGGCAUCUUCCAAGAUGAAAACGGAACGUGUUUAGUUAGGUAUAGAGGAGUCUUUGAUGUUGAAGACAAUGUGAUUGCUGGACUAGAGGCCUUGAGGCUCGGGUUGGCCAGAUGCGUGGAAGGAAAACCAAAUGCAGAGAAGUUGAUUGUGGAGUCAGAUGAUCUUACACUUGUCCAAUAUGUUAAUGGUCGCCCAGAGCCAAACAAAAAGGCUAUGGACAAGUUGAAGGAAAUUUCCGUCUUGCUGGAAUGUAUAACUUGUGCAACAGUUCACUAUAUCUAUGAAGAAGCCAAUGAAGCUGCUAGGAAGUUGGCUCUGAGUGAUGCAUAGAGCUUUGUUUUUGACUCAUAGGGGUAAGCUGAAUCUUUCUAAGUUGAACUAAGGUUUCAAAUUCAAUUUGCAUUUAGGGGAAAAUGAUUCUGUUGUCAAAGGUUGGAGAAACUUGAAUUUACUUGCUAGACUUUGUUUAAUUGUGAUUUUGAAUGUUUAGGAGAUACUUGAGUUUCCUUGUUAGCCUAUCUGUUUUGACUGUA